CUCUGGCACGUUCCACGCGCCAGACGUGACGUAGUAGAAGAAGAAUCUGGCCUUCACCGAUUCGGCGGCCGCCGAUAGUAAAAUUCCUAUCCGGUCCUCCUCGGCGCUAAAGCGGUACCACUGGAGAGAUGAGCUACCCUGGUAGCAACCCGCCAGAGGAUGGCUACCCCCCACCGCGGCCUGGGGGCGGCUAUGCCAGCGGCUCCAGUGGUUACCCCCCGCCAUCUAGAGUAAGAGCUCCAGGUUACCCCUCAGCCCCAGGACCCGGAUACGCUUCACUAGGAGGCUAUGGACAAAGUUCGGGCGUCGAUAUGCCACAACCCGGCCUGAUGCCGCAACCCAGAGGUAUGCCGGAGCAGGGCGGCGUCUAUCCGUCCUACGGGCAACCGCCGAGUGACCGUUCGCCGUACGGGCAACGUCCGGGCGGCGGUAUGCCGCAACCCGGAUUCAUACCGGAGCCCGACGGCGACUAUCCACCCUACGGACAACCGCUGAGUGACCGUUCCCCGUACGGGCAACGUUCGGGCGGCGGUAUGCCGCAACCCGCAGGCAUGCCGGAGCCGGACGGCGGCUAUCCACCGUACGGGCAACCACCGAGUUACCCUUCAUCGUACGGGCAACUGUCACCGCCAUCGCCGCCACCGUACGGAGCACCGCCGAGUCGGCGUUCGUCUGGCGCAUGCGGCCCGUUGCCGUACAGCUUAACGCCAGCAUCCAGGGCAUCUUCUCCAGUUCCCCAAGGCGGCUACAGUGGACGAGGGGGCAGUUACGCCACUGACAGAGGCCCCGGUUACGGUGGUGGGCGGGAAAGGGACUACGCCAACGAUCGGGGUGGUGGAUACGCCAGCGAUCGAGGCGGCAGUUACGGCGGCAGCCAGGGUUACAGCUAUGGUGGAGCCAGCACCAGUUACGACGCAGGACGGUCUUCCAGCUACAACGCAAGAUCCGGCUUGACGGGAGGCGCCUACAAAUACUACUGCCAAGGAACGCUGAGGCCGUACCCAAACUUCGAUGCAAGGCAGGACGCCCAAGCACUGAGGAAGGCGAUGAAAGGAUGGGGCACCGACGAAGACACCAUUAUCAAUAUCCUCUGCUCACGGUCGUCCACCCAGAGGCUUGAGAUUGUCAGCACAUUCAAGCAGAUGUUAGGCCGAGACCUGAUCAAGGACAUCAAAUCUGAGCUUUCGGGAAAUUUCAAGUCCGUCAUGGUUGGCCUGCUGUACCCGAUGCACGAGUACCUGGCGCGCGAGCUGCGCAGCGCCAUGAAGGGUCUCGGCACCGACGAGGACUGUCUCGUGGAGAUCCUGUGCACGCGCAGCAACGACGACAUCAGGAGGAUCAAGGAUGCCUUCCACGAGGUUUUUGGGCGAGAUCUCGAGGCGGACAUCAGAAGCGAAACGUCGGGCCACUUCCGAAAACUCCUGGUCUCCAUGUGCAACGCGAACCGCGAGGAAGGCAUCGCUCCGGACCCCGGCCGAGCGAGGAACGACGCUCACCUCUUGCAGCAAGCGGGCAUCCAGCGCUGGGGCACCGACGAGUCGGUGUUCAACCAGAUCCUGGCUAGCCAGAGCUACGAACAGCUGCUACUCGUAUUUCGCGAGUACAACGCCCUGACGAACCAGACCAUCGUCGAGUCCAUCUCGAGGGAGAUGAGCGGAGAUCUGCGCAGGGGCUUCCUCGCCAUAGCCAAAUGCGUCAACAACAUCCCGUUUUACUUCGCCGAGAAGCUGUACAAGAGUAUGAAGGGUCUCGGGACCAGCGACAAGGCACUCAUCAGAAUAGUCGUGUCCCGGUGCGAAGUGGACAUGGUCCAAAUCAAGGAGGAGUUCGUCAGGAACUACAAGACGUCGCUGGAUAGCUUUAUAAAGAGUGACACCUCGGGUGACUACAGGAAAGCGCUUCUUGCCCUCGUCGUUGGAAACUGAUUGUGAGUUUGGUUUAGCGUUCGUACCAGGAACCUGCGGAGAAACCGGCGCCUUCCUGUGGCAACAAUGACAGCACCGGCGCAUAUUAGCGUUACGAACGCGAAAAUAUAAAUUUUGAAGAACAUAAUUGCACGAUGCAGUUGUGCAAAAAAGCAUCCCUUGAAAGAAAUUUGCGGUCGACC
Dermacentor silvarum is the source of this 2107-nucleotide messenger RNA. RefSeq names its product annexin A4-like. Bases 129 to 1925 code for a protein of 598 amino acids. Gene Ontology annotation, molecular function: calcium-dependent phospholipid binding; calcium ion binding. The transcript has 14 exons. The record is from RefSeq and is a predicted model, not a curated record. Lineage: Eukaryota; Metazoa; Arthropoda; Arachnida; Ixodida; Ixodidae. Gene Ontology annotation, cellular component: cytoplasm.